UCUCCUGGUGUUUGGACCAGACCAGGCUCUUGGGACCCUGCCUCUGAAGUCAGCAGGUCAGACAGGGCGGCAGGAUGUUUUCCUGUAGGUCUCAAAGUGGGUAGUCCAGCCCCUGGGCCCUGAUCUGCCCCUGCCCAUGAGGGGCUUCCCGCCUGCCGGGAGGGUGACUCCCUGUCACGGGGCCUGUAGGGGACAGGCCAUGGCCUUUGGGUCCUGGCUGUUCUUAAGCUCUCCUGGGACUCUUCUCAGGGUCCUCCUAGAUGCCCUUGGUCUCUCAGGACUGCAUGGCCCCACGUAGGGCGACACAUGGCAACUGAGUCUCAAGUCAGUCCAAGUAAACAGUCUGUCUAGUGUCCACGACUCAUGUGAUUAGGACUCCCCUUUGCUGGCACCCACCGUUAGCCAGUUGAGGAAAAGCCUGGACCAGGGGUUGGGUGCCUGGGUUGGGGUGGGGGUCCCCUAAAUGCAAGAGUUCUGUCCUACAUCAGCUACCCCCCCUCCACCACCAGAGCAAGCCCAGGCAACACCACCCCCUAGGUACCUUUGUGCUGCGAAUGCCCCUCUCCAGCAUGCCUGUAGGAAGGAGCAGGGGAAGAGGCUCCGCUGGGAAGGGUGUAGAACCCCAUAGUGCCUGAGCUGGAUGCAGAGCCCCUGCAGCUCUGCCUGGACACAGUCACUCCCAGGGGGCGGCCUGCUCUGGGGAAGGGGCUGGCCAGCCCUGCCCCCUCCUGCAGGGCAGCUUUGAUCCCAGGGCCUGGGAGGAGGAGGGGCUCCGGUUACAGCAGUCCCCCCUCCCCUCUCUGGCCAGAGCCGCCCUUCUCCGCCCCUCGGUGACCCUCGUCGCCAGUGUCUCUGCUCCUGAGCGCCAGCCCCUCCCCGGCCUUCCUCCCGUCUCCCCGCCCCCUGCCCUGAGCUGACCAGAGGGGCCAGGCGGGGGAGGGGCCGGUGCCACAUGCACGGACUCUGCUCUACCCGGUCCGAGGCCAGCGUCUGCUGUGGGCUCCGACCUGGGCACAGGGGAGCCCAGGGCAGACAACAGGGGCACCGAUCGCAGGUCUGGGAGGGUGGAUGCCUGCAGGGCGUGGGGCUCAGCAGGGUCUGAGGAGGGGCUAGUGGCCACACCCCCCACCCUGUGGGCCCGCGGUCCUCAUGCCGGCCCUGAGGCCGCUCCUGCCGCUGUUGCUCCUGGCUGGGCUGACUGUGGGGGCCAGCCUGCCGCCGGGGCCUGGGGGCCACCCGGGGGUGUGCCCCAACCAGCUCAGCCCCAACCUGUGGGUGGACGCGCAGAGCACCUGUGAGCGAGAGUGCGUCGGAGAUCAGGAUUGUGCGGCCACCGAGAAGUGCUGUACCAACGUGUGUGGGCUGCAGAGCUGCGUGGCUGCCCGCUUCCCUGACGGCGGCCCGGCCGCACCCAGGCUGGCGGCCUCGUGUGAGGGCUUCGUGUGUGCACAGCAGGGCUCCGACUGCGACAUCUGGGACGGGCAGCCGGUGUGCCGCUGCCGGGACCGCUGUGAGAAGGAGCCCAGCUUCACCUGCGCCUCGGAUGGCCUCACCUACUACAACCGCUGCUAUAUGGACGCUGAGGCCUGCCUGCGCGGCCUGCGCCUGCACGUCGUGCCCUGCAAGCACGUCCUCAGCUGGCCACCCAGCAGCCCCAGGCCCCCCGAGACCACCGCCCGCCCCACGCCUGGGGAUGCCCCAGUGCCGCCCGCCCUCUACAGCAGCCCCUCCCCGCAGGCAGUAUAUGUGGGGGGCACAGCCAGCCUCCACUGCGACGUCAGCGGCCGCCCGCCCCCCGCCGUGACCUGGGAGAAGCAGAGUGACCAGCGAGAGAACCUGAUCAUGCGGCCAGACCAGAUGUACGGAAACGUGGUGGUCACCAGCAUUGGGCAGCUGGUGCUUUACAACGCCCAGCCCGAGGACGCUGGCCUCUACACGUGCACGGCGCGCAACGCCGCUGGCCUGCUGCGUGCCGACUUCCCGCUGUCCGUGGUCCAGCGAGAUCCGGCCAGGGCUGGGGCCCACGAGGCUGCCACCGCCCCGGCCCAGUGCCUGCCCAGCACGCAGGCCUGUGUCGGCCCCCCGUCUGGCCGGGUCCUCUGGCACUUUGACCCGCAGCGGCGCGGCUGCAUGACCUUCCCCGUGGGCAGCUGUGCUGGGGGUGCCCAGGGCUUUGAGACCUAUGAGGCGUGCCAGCAGGCGUGUGCCCGUGACCCCGGGGACGCCUGCGCGCUGCCGGCCGUGCAGGGCCCCUGCCAGGGCUGGGAGCCACGCUGGGCCUACAGCCCGCUGCUGCAGCACUGCCACCCCUUCGAGUACAGCGGCUGCGAGGGCAACGGCAACAACUUUGAGAGCCGCGAGAGCUGUGAGCACGCCUGCCCAGUGCCGCGCACGCCGCCCUGCCGGGCCUGCCGGCUCCGCAGCAAGCUGGCGCUCAGCCUGUGCCGCAGCGACUUCGCCAUCGUGGGGCGGCUCACCGAGGUGCUGGAGGAGCCCGAGGCGGGCGGCGGCAGCAUCGCACGCGUGGCGCUGGACGAGGUGCUCAAGGACGACAAGAUGGGCCUCCGGCUCCUGGGCACCAAGUACCUGGAGGUGACGCUGGUCGGUGUGGACCGAGCCUGCCCCUGCCCCAACGUGACGGCCGGCGAUGGCCCACUGGUCAUCAUGGGCGAGGUGCGUGACGGCGUGGCCAUGCUGGACGCGGGCAGCUAUGUGCGCACCGCCAGUGAGAAGCGCGUCAAGAAGAUCACUGAGCUGCUAGAAAGGAAGGCCUGUGAGCUGCUCAACCGCUUCCAGGACUAGCCUGCCCACCAACCCACGGCCCCAGCUCCCCACCAACCUGCUAGGCCCCGCCCUC
Messenger RNA from Dama dama (fallow deer), 2857 nucleotides. RefSeq names its product WAP, follistatin/kazal, immunoglobulin, kunitz and netrin domain containing 1 (gene WFIKKN1). The transcript is spliced from 2 exons. The record is from RefSeq and is a predicted model, not a curated record. Gene Ontology annotation, cellular component: extracellular region. Gene Ontology annotation, biological process: negative regulation of transforming growth factor beta receptor signaling pathway. Gene Ontology annotation, molecular function: transforming growth factor beta binding; serine-type endopeptidase inhibitor activity; receptor antagonist activity. NCBI's taxonomy places the organism in Eukaryota, Metazoa, Chordata, Mammalia, Artiodactyla, Cervidae. Bases 1150 to 2802 code for a protein of 550 amino acids.